AUGAUCAAUUCCCGUCCCUCAUCCCUUUCCCCCUUUUCCCUGUCCCCCAUUUUCCUUGUUCCCCCUUUCCCCGUUCCCCCCUUUUCCCUGUUCCCCCUUUCCCCCUGUUCCCCCUUUUCCCUGUUCCGCCUUUUCCCGUUUCCCCCUUUACCCGUUUCCCCCUUUUCCCUGUUCCCCUUUUCCCUGUUCCCCCUUUUCCCCGUUCCCCCUUAUCCCCGUUCCCCCUUUUCCGUGUUCCCCCUUUUCCCUGUUCCCCCUUUUCCCCGUUCCCCCUUUUCCCCGUUCCCCCUAUUCCCCGUUCCCCCUUUUCCCCGUUUCCCCUUUUCCCCGUUCCCCCUUUUCCCCGUUCCCCCUUUUCCCCGUUCCCCCUUUUCCCCGUUCCCCCUUUUCCCCGUUCCCCCUUUCCACGUUCCCCCCUUCCCCAUUCCCUGGCCUGUGCUCCCAGGGCUGCCUGGCUGCUGCCUCCAGCCCGCCAGCUACGAGUGA
Molecule: messenger RNA, 486 nt
Organism: Closterium sp. Naga37s-1
Lineage: Eukaryota; Viridiplantae; Streptophyta; Zygnematophyceae; Desmidiales; Closteriaceae
Source: the annotation of a GenBank genome assembly